Molecule: messenger RNA, 1605 nt
Organism: Effrenium voratum
Lineage: Eukaryota; Dinophyceae; Suessiales; Symbiodiniaceae
Source: the annotation of a GenBank genome assembly
AUGCCCACGGAUCAACGCCGCGACGCCGCGGUGGACAUCUUCGUCAUUGGCGGCGGCAUCAAUGGCUGCGGAAUCGCGCGCGACGCCGCUGGCCGCGGCCUGUCGGUGACGCUGGCCGAGAUGAACGACCUGGCAUCGGCAACCUCCUCGGCUUCGACCAAGCUGUUCCAUGGCGGCCUGCGCUACCUCGAAUAUUUCGAGGUCCGCCUGGUCCGCGAGGCGCUGAUCGAACGCGAGACGCUGCUCGCGGCGAUGCCCCACAUUUCAUGGCCGAUGCGCUUCGUCCUGCCGUUCCACCGCGACAUGCGGUUCGAGAGCGAGACACCGACAUCCAAGCUUCUGUCGGCGAUCAUGCCCUGGAUGAAGGGCCGCCGCCCGGCAUGGCUGAUCCGGCUUGGCCUGUUCAUCUACGACAAUCUGGGCGGGCGGAAGGUGCUGCCUGCCACCCGGACGCUCGAUCUGACCAGCGAUCCGGCCGGCGCACCGCUUCAGGACCGAUUCGCCAAGGCGUUCGAAUAUUCCGACUGCUGGGUCGAGGAUUCGCGGCUUGUCGUCCUCAACGCCCGAGACGCCGAGGACAAGGGCGCCCGGAUCAUGACGCGCAGCCGCGUCAUCUCGGCCGAACGCGACGGCGAGUUGUGGGCGGUCACCACGCGGAACGAACAGGGUGCGACCGAAGUCCAUUAUGCAAGGGCGCUGGUCAAUGCGGGUGGGCCGUGGGUCGAGGACGUGGUCCGCAACACCGUGCGCCUGAACACGUCCGAAGGCGUGCGGCUGGUACGCGGCAGCCACAUCGUCACCAAACGGCUCUACGAUCACGACAAGUGCUAUUUCUUCCAGGGCGAGGAUGGCCGGAUCAUCUUCGCCAUCCCCUACGAGACCGACUUCACGCUGAUCGGCACCACCGAUCAGGAGCAUGACGGCGCGCCGCACGAUGCGGUCUGCACGCCCGAGGAACAGGAUUAUCUGACCGCCUUCGCAUCGCGCUAUUUCAAGAGGCCGGUGACGCGCGACGACAUCGUCUGGACCUAUUCGGGCGUUCGUCCGCUCUAUGAUGACGGCGCCAAGUCGGCGACCGCCGCGACCCGCGACUAUGUCCUGUCGCUGGACGAUGCCCCCGGCGCCCCGCUGCUGAACGUGUUUGGCGGCAAGAUCACCACUUACAGGCGCCUGGCCGAAGGUGCGCUAGCCAAGCUCAAGCCGCACCUUUCGCAGAUGGGCGAGCCGUGGACGGCACGUGCACCGCUGCCCGGCGGCGACUUUCCCGUCGACGGGUUCGACGACCUGGUCGCGCAGGUGUCGGGUGACUAUCCGUUCCUGGACGAUAGCUGGGCGCGGCGCCUCGUGCGCGCUUAUGGCACCGAUGCGCGGAAGCUUCUUGGCGAUGCCAGGCGCAACGAGGAUCUCGGCUCCGAUUUCGGCGCCACGCUGACCGAAGCGGAAAUAUGCUGGCUGAUCGACCGGGAAUAUGCGCGCACGGCCGACGAUGUGGUCUGGCGCAGGUCCAAGCUCGGCCUGCGGCUCGAUGCGCAGCAGCAGGCCGCCAUCGACGCAUUCAUGCGGGCCCAGCACGUCAUGGGCAACAACAACGCGGCGGCCGAAUGA